UCAGCACUGGGGGGAGGCACCAGUGGGCUGGGUUAGAGCGAGUAGUUGGCAAACAGGGACGAAGUGCGCACUAUAAGUAGAGAAUGAACCCGGAGGAACGUCAAAACAUUUAAAGCACAGCCGAGAGAGGAGGAGCGAGGCAGAGCGACACACCGAAACAAGGUGAGGCGCAGAAAGACGCGGAAACCCCCGCGGUGCGUUCAGGAUGGAGACCUGAAACGCGAGGAUAGAUUCCUACUGUAACAAGCGCCGCACGGCUGCCUUUUUAUUUUUUUUUUUUAAAAACGCGACUUUGUUGAGAGGUUUGAAGCCAGAACGGCUUCGGCGCAGGGGUGAGGAAAAGUCCAACGCCGCUCCGUCCCUGCGCGCGGCGCGCCUCGCUGUCACCGCGCACAGACAUCCUGGAUGAGCGAGUGUCUGCUUCAGCACCCACGGAGAGGACAGCUCCGCUCCGCUCCGCUCCGCUCCGCUCCGCCGCGGCCGCUCCGGACCUCCCGUCCCCGAACUCUGGCACGGCACCGCUAGGAAAAGUGUGACGACCCGCUGGCAGAGAGAUCCGCGGUUGACUGUGCGCUCAAUAUGUACCAGGGGCAUUUACAGGGGAAAGACUCUAGGGCUGCAGAUAAGACUGUUGCCAUGGUCCUGAAGGAGAUACCAAGUAAGGCGUCAUCAGAAGGGAAGCCCCUCCUCACAGUGACUACCAAGCUGGUGAGCGAGCAACAAGAGAGCCGUCCCCUUCUCAGCCCCUCCAUCGACGACUUCCUGUGCGAGACCAAGUGCGAUGGGGUUUCCCGGCCAGUGACCUCCAACACGGCUGUCCUGUCUUCAACACUGGACCUGCUGGACCUCAGUGAACCUGGCGAGAGGAGGAACAGCAAGGAGCGGAAGAGUCCCCUGUCGUCCCGGGGCAACAGCCAGAGGAGCAAGAACCAGAGGAAGAAGACGGAUGAGACGGAGCUGAUCCAGGUGGACGUCGAACACACAGGACAGAGCAUGAGAACGCCGGAGAGGGCGUCGCUGGACUCAGUGACCAUUGGUUCACCGCUGGAUAAGUGGGAGGAACUGAACCCGAGCUCCGACAGAAACGGCAACAGGAAAUGGAAGUUGGAGAGAAGACGGUCAUCGAAGAACGCGUCCAACGAGUUCCUGUGGUCCGCAGACUGUAAAACCCAACUGGAGCCACUCAACAGGAACUCCUUCGAAGCCAAUACCAAAGUGGAGCCAGAGUCGGCCCUGGCGAGCCAACUCAACAGGCAGUAUAUUAGUGGAAGACAUGCUCGCCUGACGAAGGAUCAGCGGUGGGGCAGCACCCUCCUGUCCAGACACCAGUCCCUGGAGGAGGAGUUCGAACGGGCCAAGGCCGCUGUUGAGUCGGACACGGAGUUCUGGGAUAAGAUGCAGGCUGAGUGGGAAGAGCUCGCGAGGCGGAACUGGCUGACGGAGAACGAGCAGGCGCAGAUCCCCUCCACGGUCUCCCCUCACGAGAAGGGUUACUACUUCCACACAGAUAACCCUUACAAGGACGUGCCCAACGCAUUUGAAGAGGGACUGAAGAAGUCUCGAGAGGGAGACUUGCCAAACGCUGUACUUUUGCUAGAAGCAGCCGUCUUGCAGGACCCUCAUGACUCAGAGGCGUGGCAGGUGCUGGGGACCACCCAGGCUGAAAACGAGAACGAGCAGGCAGCGAUUGUCUCCCUCCAGAGGUGCUUGGAGCUGCACCCAAACAACCUCCCCGCCCUCAUGGCGCUGGCCGUGAGCCUCACCAACACGGGCAUGCGCCACGACGCCGGCGAGGCCCUGCUGCACUGGCUGCGCCACAACCCGCGGUACAAGCAGCUGCUGAAGGGCAAGAGCCACCUGAUGGGAUCGCCCGGCUCCCAGCGCAGGAUGUCGCACGCGCUCAGCAUCAGCAGGCACGAAAGCUCGCUGCUUCCCGAGGUCAAGGAGCUCUUCCUGGAAGCGGUUCAGCACAACUCUGACAGCGUCGACCCAGAUCUGCAGACGGGCCUCGGGGUGCUCUACAACCUCAGCGGGGAAUUUAACAAGGCGGUGGAGGCGUUCAACACGGCCCUGUCUGUGCGACCCGAGGACUACCUGCUGUGGAACCGCCUGGGGGCCACGCUGGCAAACGGAGACCGGAGCGAGGAGGCGGUGGAGGCCUACACCAGGGCGCUGGAGCUGCAGCCGGGCUUCAUCCGGUCCCGGUACAACCUGGGCAUCAGCUGCAUCAACCUGGGGGCACACAGAGAGGCGGCCAGUAACUUCCUGACUGCCUUAAGCCUUCAGAGGAAGAGCCGGAGCCGCCAGCAGUCGCACCAGGUGAUGUCUGGGAACAUCUGGGCCGCUCUGAGGAUAGCUUUAUCUAUGAUGGACCAGCCAGAACUCUUCCAGGCCGCCAACAUUGGCGACCUGGAUCUUCUCAUGCGGGCCUUCAACUUGGACAUUUGAGGAGGGGGAGGCGGCGAUGACGGCGUCUCCCGCCUCCGUCCUUUUUUAUACCCAACAGCCAAAAGCCCAAAGUGCACACGUCAGAACGGACGCGAUCUGACGUUAGAGACGGUGAUGUGAUUUUUAAUGCAUGUAAGAAUGAUCUCCAGUCGUCAAAGAUGUUAUAUUUUUUGCCCCGGCACCUCGAAUCGGGCGCGUGGACAGGUUCUACGAAGUGCUUGAGUCGACUGCUUUCUGACGGAUUUGCACUGCAAUUUGCGAUUACCCCGAAGAGCACAAGGACAGGCAGCGAUUGUACGAGCAAUGCCUUAGCGAACGCACCAAUUCAAAGCGGACUCGACUGGUGGAGCAGCGCCAGGAGAGACGGGCCCACGGACCGCCUCGCGCCGGCGGAGGAUCCCCCGCAUGCUGCUCGCUGGGAACAGAUCAGGUUUGGAGCUGGCAGCGACGGCUUCGUUAUCGCGGCCCGCGCUCCCAAAGGGUGGAUUUAGCAAACACACGGCACAGACGGCACCACGUGACCCGGAACUCCCGACGUUCCGCUCCUGGCGCGAUUUGAUCGUCUGUCAGCGGAGAGUAACGAUACUGCAUGAAUAAGCAUUUUCAUAAAUGGAUUCUUCUUGGAAACUGACAUACUUUUAGAAGUUUUCCCUUUGCACUUCCGACCAACAGAUGACUUCCUCAACCUAAGUGGAAUGUGCAAGGCGGGUUGUAAAGCCUUACUGAGAUGCAUGCGAGCAACAAUAUUUAUUUAUACUGUUUUUUACGGCACAGAAACACAAAGCCAUUUGGUUUUCUUUUCAAACCCGCCGUCUUCUGAACUUGAAAGCUGACCGAGGCGUUCAUUUGUGUUUUGUUGUCUAUUCUUUGGUCUCGGCUCCUGUAGCUUCUCUUUGUUCCCUUUAUGCUGACUGGUCAGACACGUACAAACACACUGAUCAUUAGCGGUGAAAACAUUCUUCUAAAAAUAGACCUUUAGGAGCUCUGAGGGUUAUUGAUGGUGAUGAUUUCCCCUGAUCACAUUAAUAUCAAUGCUGUACGUCAUAAUAACGUUCGGGGUGUUUCCUAAUCCAGUCGUCUUGAAUUUCGCCGCAGCCCCGCAGAGACGGAGGAGCGCGUGCGUUUAAUGAAGUCAGUUCGCAUUAAGCACUGAUGUUAGCGUGGGCGCAGCGCUGCUCACAAAUGUCUGCUCACGUCAUGAUAACCCUCAACAUCAGCUCAUCCUGCAUCAGCAGAAAAGCGGCCAGCCUCCGAUUCCACAUAAAUCCUCUGCUGCAGUAACUCAGCAGAGCUUUCCCUUAAAAAAGAGGUGAUUUGUGGUUUUUUAGGUUUCUUUGUUUUUACUUUUUGCUGACACGCUCACUUGCGUCGACGUUGCGAGUUUGAAAGUGACUCUGUGAGGUGGGUGCGCGUUCCUCGGCGCCCGGCGGAGAAAAUGAUGGAUCAUCGGCCGUGCGGCGCAGCAACCCGGUGUUUUUAUCCUCCAAUCCUAUGCAAAAGGUCACGUUUCUAUGUUGCCGUUCUGAGCGGUUGGGCUCGUCCCAAGAGCGGCAACUAAAUGCUAUCAGGGAGAACCAGAGGCCGGUACCAGAGCCAUUCAUCUCUGGAGCAGAGCCGCUCUGAUGCCUGUGUGGGGGAAACGUAGGGGUGAUGGAAGAGUCAGCGCUGCCAGAUACAGGAAGAGCAUUCACCUCAAGUGAAGCCUUUACGUUUUAAAAGAAAUACGUCUGAUCUGAUUUCACUGCCAAACUUAAACAUGGUUAUGUUGUCGCGCAAAUUCACCUUGAACGCACUUUGAGGAGAAAACCUUCCUAUUUAGCUGUCAAACCAAUGACAGUAACGUCUUAUCCUGUUCUACUAGAACGUCAACAGAACCACUGAGAGGACAUUUCAGGUCGAAGCCGACAUGUAGCUGCCGCAGUCAGUCUGUCUUUCUGGCCGUGAUGUUUAAUAGAUCAAGGAGGCCGAGGAGCCCGGCGAGACGCGGCACAUGUGUGCAUGCCACUAACAAUUAGCAUCAGAGCUGGGCUCUGUGUGGACGGCGCAACGGCGAACGCAGCGAGGCCAAAGUGGAUUCGAUGAAAGCGGAGUUUAGCUUUGUGGUGAAAUGAAUAGUUGAGCUUUUUUGGGGGGGGGGUGCACGUUUAUUCAAGCUGUUUGCAUCGUUCAGCAUCUGUAACGGAGGCAGGUGUUUUUUUAUUUUUAGCAAACUCACGUACAUGAAAUGACCUGGACCGGGCGUGACAGCUGCCCUCCUGGACCGUGACCCCCCUGAUCCUGUGGUCUAUGGGGGACGAACGACAAAAGUCACACGCGCGAUUCUCGUUCGUUAAAAUAUGCUCUUCUCGGCUCAACUGAAAUAACGCUUAACAUUUCAAUCUCCAUCUUUAACACGGAUGCGUCAGGCGACCCCGCGCACAUUCGUAGCCACACGCUUUGUUAGCAUGCUAAGUCCAUUAGCACCACUGUGCCAAGACAGAACCGCGAAGAGCCAGAAUGGCUGCACGUCUGUGUUAGCAGAACCUUCCCACUGACAUCACUUCUGGUGAAUAAACCAAUGCUGCUGGCUACAACACCCGCUGUCCUUCACUUCCAUCAACCGUAAAACCAACCAACACAUUGGUGUUCUGAGGGAUUGUUGAGAGUUACUCUUAAGGCCAGUAUUCCUCUGUUUUUAUGAAAACAUUUUUCCCACAUUUUUUUUGUGUUAACAUUGAACUGAAGAAACUCGAAACAGGGGUUUCUGAUAAGCUCUAGUUUUCUUACGAGGCUGUAGGCCUUCGUAGUUUUGCAUUUCAGAAUACCGUAGUGUUAAAAAUGAAAUUAUUUUUUUAAAGACACCUCAACGUCCUGGCUUAAAACUGCUGUGUAACCAAUAGGAUGCCUGGUGAGCAUUUUCCUCUGUAGAAACUACUACUGUACCUGCUCAGGUGACCUCACCCUGCAUAACGCAUGUUCCUGAGGAACCCCGCCGAGCUCGAUCGCAUGCUUCUACUUUUUUUUUAAUCUUAUUUUAAUUUGUAUGCAUGAAAUACAUGAAAGUGCUUUUUUCCCCUCUCCCACUAAAGUCUAAAAAAUUAAAUAUAAAAAUGAUUUCCUUGCAAUAUUUAUACAAUGCACUUUCAAAGUCUCAUACCUUACAGAAACUGUAUAUAUCCAACACAAAAGGCUUUUUCUCGCAUAGAUCAAGCGAGCGUACGAAUAGAAAUAAGCAAACAUCUUGACGCAAUUAAUCUCUUCCAAACAUAUUUGAGCUUAACACUGGUACGUUGCUUCAACUGGCUCAUCAUAGUUCAAUUCUGUAGAACAUUUAUUGUAACGUCUAGAACUUAUAAACAUAAUAAUAGCCGCUGCAUUAGCCCCAACCUAUAAAGCUGCCUGUUAACCUGCUGUACAGCAGAUUUUGCAAGUCACAGGACUUCACACCAAGCUUUAAACAUGGGGACCCAAAGCGUUCAACAACAUACCCAGUAAUCAAAACAGCUGUUAUAGGUCAUUUCAGUCAGUUUGCAUUAUGAAACAAUGUGAUAAAGAAAUGUAAAGGCAUAUUUUUAAAAAAACAGCUGGAAUUAAAUAUCAUAUACUGUACAUGUUUUCUAUGCUUUAUGCCUUAUCGGAUGAUAUGCCCCAUGAGCAACACUUUGGGUUUCCAUUUUUCCUGAGGUGAUUAAGGCAUUUAUAGAAUCUUAACGGUGGCUUGGUCGGUUGGGGUUCAGUAAAGUUCUCAGCGUGUCCUUUUCUUUCUGAACUCCUUUAAUUCACCUAUACAAACACAGUUUGUGCUGCUUUAUUCAUCAACGCAUCAAAGUCAUAUUUUGAUGAAUGAACGUAGAAAUGAUAUACUUUAUAAACAGUAACUCAUUUAUUGACACCUACUGUAAUGCAUAUUACUCCUCCUGUAUAACCACAAGAAAAGCAUUAGCACCUUUAAAACGACAUGAAAGUGAUCUUUUAAAAUAAACUGUUCUUAUUUAUGCUA
Molecule: messenger RNA, 6427 nt
Organism: Betta splendens (Siamese fighting fish)
Lineage: Eukaryota; Metazoa; Chordata; Actinopteri; Anabantiformes; Osphronemidae
Gene: pex5la
Product: peroxisomal biogenesis factor 5-like a
Exons: 15
Coding region: 580-2448 (622 amino acids)
Biological process (GO): protein import into peroxisome matrix, docking
Cellular component (GO): peroxisomal membrane; cytosol
Molecular function (GO): protein binding
Source: RefSeq, a predicted model, not a curated record